CUCAUAAAAGAUGCACUCCUCUCGUUUCUCGCCGCGAUGGCCAACCUAGCGGCCCAGCUCGCUGCCGUGCUCCAGGCCUGCAUCAAGCGUAGCGGUGGCCGCAAGCCCAGCCGCUCAAACGCCAAGGCCGCGCACGCGCGCGUCCUCGCCGCCGGCCUCGCCGCAGAUACCUUCCUCCUCAACCGCCUCGUCGAGCUCUACUCCCUCUCGGGCCUGCCAUGCCACGCGCUCCGCGCCUUCCGCGCGCUGCCCCACCCCAACGUCUACUCCUACAACGCCGCCAUCUCAGCUGCCUGCCGCGCGGGGGACCUCGCCGCCGCCCGGGACCUGCUCGGCCGAAUGCCCGACCGGAACGCCGUCUCCUGGAAUACCGUCAUCGCCGCCGUCGCGCGGUCGGGCUCCCCGGGGGAGGCGCUAGAGAUGUACCAGGGGAUGCUGCAGGAGGGCCUCGCGCCGACGAACUUCACGCUGGCCAGCGUGCUCAGCGCGUGCGGCGCCGUGGCCGCGCUCGACGACGGGAGGCGCUGCCAUGGGCUCGCCGUCAAGGUCGGGCUCGACGGGCACCAGUUCGUCGAGAACGGGCUCCUCGGCAUGUACACAAAGUGCGGGAGCGUCGCCGACGCGGUCAGGCUGUUCGACGGGAUGCCUAGCCCGAACGAGGUGUCGUUCACGGCGAUGAUGGGCGGGUUGGCGCAGGGCGGGGCCGUCGACGAUGCCCUCAGGUUGUUCGCGCGGAUGAGCAGGACCGGGAUUCGUGUUGAUCCGGUAGCGGUCUCCAGUGUUCUCGGCGCCUGCGCGCAGGCCUGCGCUGGUGACUACAAUGUCGCUCGUGCAAUCCAGCUCGCACAGUCCAUCCAUGCAUUGGUUGUCAGAAAAGGUUUUGGAUCGGACCAACACGUGGGUAACUCGUUGGUUGAUCUGUACGCGAAGGGCAUGAAGAUGGAUGAGGCCAUCAAAGUCUUUGAGUCGUUGUCCAGUGUUAGUAUUGUUUCUUGGAACAUUCUUAUAACUGGGUAUGGUCAGCUGGGAUGCUAUGAGAGGGCCAUGGAAGUUCUUGAGUUUAUGCAAGAGUCAGGCUUUGAGCCCAAUGAGGUAACCUACAGUAACAUGCUUGCUUCUUGUAUUAAGGCAAGGGAUGUUCCGUCUGCUCGUGCAAUGUUUGACAAGAUACCAAAGCCAAGUGUGACUACAUGGAACACCCUAUUAUCUGGCUACGGCCAGGAGGAACUGCAUCAAGAAACAAUCGACUUGUUUAGGAGAAUGCAACAUCAAAAUGUGCAGCCUGACCGGACAACUUUAGCUGUGAUACUCAGUUCAUGUUCUAGAUUAGGAAAUUUCGAACUGGGCAAGCAAGUGCAUUCUGCUUCAGUAAGACUACUGCUUCAUAAUGACAUGUUUGUUGCGAGUGGUCUGAUAGAUAUAUAUUCAAAGUGUGGUCAGGUUGGCAUCGCACUGAUCAUUUUCAACAUGAUGACCGAGAGAGAUGUGGUAUGCUGGAAUUCCAUGAUCUCAGGUUUGGCUAUCCAUUCUUUGAGUGAAGAGGCCUUCGAUUUCUUGAAGCAGAUGAGGGAAAAUGGGAUGUUCCCCACAGAAUCCUCUUAUGCUAGUAUGAUCAAUUUGUGUGCUAGAUUGUCAUCCAUACCUCAAGGUAGGCAGAUGCAUGCACAGGUUCUGAAGGAUGGUUAUGAUCAGAAUGUAUACGUUGGCUGUUCCCUGAUCGACAUGUAUGCUAAAUCUGGCAACAUGGAUGAUGCACGCCUUUUCUUUAACUGCAUGAUUGUGAAGAACUUAGUGGCAUGGAAUGAGAUGAUCCAUGGAUAUGCCCAGAAUGGUUUUGGAGAGAAAGCUGUGGAAUUGUUUGAGUACAUGCUAACCACAAAACAGAAGCCUGACAGUGUGACUUUCAUUGCUGUACUGACAGGAUGCAGUCACUCUGGGCUCGUUGAUGAAGCAGUUACAUUCUUUAAUUCCAUGGAGAGCAAUUAUGGGAUUACACCAUUAGUUGAGCAUUACACUUGCCUGAUAGAUGCACUGGCGCGGGCUGCUCGUUUUGCUGAAGUUGAGGCAGUGAUAGGUAAAAUGCCAUACAAGGAUGAUCCUAUACUGUGGGAAGUUCUACUAGCUGCAUGUGUUGUACAUCACAAUGCUGAGUUGGGGGAAUUUUCUGCCAAGCAUCUAUUCCGCCUUGAUCCAAAAAAUCCAUCACCUUAUGUGCUUCUAUCAAACAUAUAUGCUACUUUGGGUAGACAUGGUGAUGCCUCAGCUGUUAGGGCGCUGAUGAGUAGUCGCGGUGUUGUGAAAGGCCGCGGAUACAGCUGGGUGAAUCACAAGGAUGGUUCUCGUGCCUUUAUGGUAGCUGAUGAUCUUGGAACGGAUGUUGGAGAACGCACAAUGUUCAGUGAUAAUGGGGACACUUCUGGGAUGACAGAAGUGCACAUAGAUGAAACCUGUGCUGGAUGAUUUGAAAUCUGGUGCUGCUGCUAGCCUGCUACCAUCUUCACUGAAACCUUAAACCAAUAUUAGUUGAAUCCAGCAGGCUCAAUCUGGUGUUGGGAGCCUCAGGUUUCACUGUUGUUUUAGCUUCAAGCGUUACUGCAAAUUAGGCAUGGUCUGAACGUUUGGGAGGAAAGUGUGAACUGAAGGAAAUGUACAUUGCAGAUUGGUGCAAAGACAACUUCAAGCUGGAUUGAUUAGUUUAUUUCAUCAUAUUCUGCAAAAGGUGUGUUGAGCCAUGACAUGUGGAAGCUCAUACCAAUUCCUAGCUUCAUGCACCAUGAUGAGUGUAAAUUUCUUCCCAGAUGAGUCAAGGAUAAAAUUGCAAUUGUUUUUUGAAGUGUAUAAUGGGAGAAAAAGAGCUGGUGACUGGUGAGUUUAACAAGAAGGAGCGGUAACUUGGGUAAUUGGAAUCUAAUUGUGCUUCCCAUUCUGUCCAAGAUCCAUCAUAAUUUAGGCAGUCAUGCCAGAUCCGCAAGUGACAUCAAUGGGUUUGUCUAGGGAAAUUCCUGAAGAAACACCAAACACACCAUAUUGUUAUUGCUUGGCAAACUUUUCAGAAUUUAUGUACAUGUAUAAUAUAUCUGUGAGAAAUACUCAAUUUCUCAAAGAUCUGAAAUGUUAAAUUAUCAGUAUUCUUCUUCUUC
Zea mays is the source of this 3140-nucleotide messenger RNA. RefSeq names its product Pentatricopeptide repeat-containing protein. Gene Ontology annotation, biological process: RNA modification. Bases 37 to 2460 code for a protein of 807 amino acids. Gene Ontology annotation, molecular function: RNA binding; protein binding. Lineage: Eukaryota; Viridiplantae; Streptophyta; Magnoliopsida; Poales; Poaceae. The transcript is spliced from 2 exons. Gene Ontology annotation, cellular component: intracellular membrane-bounded organelle. The record is from RefSeq and is a predicted model, not a curated record.